GUUGAAUCAGUAAAGCAUCGAAAGACUUACAAUAAAGAAAAUACUGAUCCUCAUAUUAUUCCAGCACAUAAAGUUCGAACAGUUAAAAAAGUACACAAUCUUAGUAAAACUAUUGAUGAGAAUCAAUAA
This is a messenger RNA of Dentiscutata heterogama, 129 nucleotides long. The record is from the annotation of a GenBank genome assembly. Lineage: Eukaryota; Fungi; Glomeromycota; Glomeromycetes; Diversisporales; Gigasporaceae.